AUGAAAGGCGCGAGGGGCGCACCCGGCGGCCUGGCGCCGCGCCAGUGCCCGGCACCGGGCCGCAUGGCGGCGAUGGCUGGCCAGCUGCUUUCCGGCGGGCGCAGUCAGGUGCACGUGGCGAUGCGCCACCCGGAGCGGCAGCACAGGCAGGGAGGCAGGCAGGAAGAGGGGGGCCGGCCGGGUUGUGUCCACGUUUGUGCUGCUGAAAGAAAGGAGUCCCCCUAUGAGGCCCUUGACAGGAGGAUGAGGGAGUCGAAGCGUGUGCAGGAGAGGGUAAUUGAGAUUCACAACGAAGAGGACUUCGAAAGGGAGGUGAAACAGGCUGGCAAGAAUCUGGUGGUGGUUGAAAUGGACUCGGAUGUUGUGUGCCAAUCUGGGAUAGAAGAGGAAGAGCCUGAACUGCAUUGGAAGCUUGACAGAGAUGCCAAAGAGAACGAGCUGUGGGAGCAAUGCAAGCACGUGAAACACGUUUUCCAGAGGACAGCAAGGGAGUGUACAGAUGUCAAAUUCUUGCAACUGAAGGCUGACACACCUGAUGGUUCAAAGCUGUGCGACAAACUGUGUGUGGAUGUACUGCCAACGCUCCAAUUCUACAGAGAUGGCAAGCUGCUUUGGGAGCACAAAGGGGCUGUGGAAAUGCCAGAGGACCUUGGGGAAGGUGUGCUGUUCUAUGGGAACACAGCUGCUGGUGGAGAGAAAGCCACUAAGCAUGUUCAGGAGAUCCACACAAUAUCAGACCUGGAGUCCUUCCUGGGCAACACACAACAGGAUAGCACCCUGUCAGUCAUUGACAUCUCACUCACAAGUGCCCUGCCUUGCAUACGAAUGUUCCCUGCAGUUGUCGCCCUCGCAAAGAACUUCAAGGGCUAUGCUGCUUUUGCAAGGCUGCUUGGAGAUGAGAGUGAGGAGACUAAAGCGAUGAUGGGCAAGCUGGGGAUCAGGGAGGUGCCCACUUUUCUGUUCUUUCGAAGGGGCAAGCUCGUCGACAAACACGUGGGUUCCAGCCGUGCAGACCUAAUCGGCCACAUCCUGGAGCUCCAAAGCAUCGAAGGCAUUCCCCCGCCUCCACCAGGAGGCCAGGCCAGCAGGGGCAGGGCGGCAGAAAAGAGAAAACAGCCAUCUGGUGUUACCAAUUAG
This is a messenger RNA of Ostreobium quekettii, 1137 nucleotides long. The record is from the annotation of a GenBank genome assembly. NCBI's taxonomy places the organism in Eukaryota, Viridiplantae, Chlorophyta, Ulvophyceae, Bryopsidales, Ostreobiaceae.